Molecule: messenger RNA, 1022 nt
Organism: Thermothelomyces thermophilus ATCC 42464
Lineage: Eukaryota; Fungi; Ascomycota; Sordariomycetes; Sordariales; Chaetomiaceae
Exons: 2
Coding region: 302-949 (215 amino acids)
Biological process (GO): proteolysis
Molecular function (GO): serine-type endopeptidase activity
Source: RefSeq, a predicted model, not a curated record
ACUGGCGGAAGCCCGACCUGAGUUCAGACGUCAUUUUCUUCGCCGCGCCGCAAGUCGAACAUGUCAACCUGUACUGGAGCGGGAACCAGACAAUGUUAAAGGGCUAGGGAAGUGCCAACGGUCUCCCUAGGCUGACCAAGCUGUAGACCCUCAAGUUCUAUGCUGCACCGGUAUGCUCAUGACCCAAGUUCGCCCAAAGCGCGUGGUUGCGAAGGUUUCCUAGAGAUAUGAUAUAAACAUCAAUGAUCGUAUCAAAUGAUGAUGCUCAUGAGGAUUUCAGGGACUAGAGAGUGCCGCAAGAAUGGAUAAGAUGAUCGAAAUAUUCAAAAACGACCUCGCCUCAAACAGCAGGGGGAGAAUCGAUGUCAAAGUCGCUCGGAGACUGAAGUGGCUGGUCGCUAACCAAACCGGCAACGAAGAGCAGAGCGAUGCGACUGGUAACCCAGCCGAAAGUAGCCCGCUCACCAUAGCCCAGAGACAGCACGUCUGGGUCACGACGAUGGACAGGUUUAGAAAAUCGCUAGGGAUUGUACUCAGAGAGAUUGGUGUCAAAAUAGAGGAACCCAGCAAGAUCAAGCUCGCUUUGAUCGACGACGGGGUUGACAUCGAUCACCUUCGUACCUACAACGGCAUCGUCACCGCCAGGGGUAGGAGCUACUACCCGCCGAGCGGGCACGCGGAGAAUCCGUGGCACCGCUCCGCCGACGGUCACGGCACCGUCAUGGCCAACAUGAUCGCGCGCAUCAACCCCUGGGUUUCCGUCCAGGUGCUGAGAGUCCACAGCAAGCGGCUGCCCAACGGCGACCGCACCAUCUUUGCCGAGAGCGCGGCCAAGGCGAUCCGGGGCGCCAUCCGGCGCGGGUUGGACAUCAUCUCCAUCUCGUGGACCUUCAAGAGCAAGAAGCCGAGAGAGCAGCAUGACGACCGCGACCUGGGAGCGACCAGGUAGCCGCCGGACCCGGAAACCGCUGCCAUCACGGAGCUCGAGGCGGCCAUCAGAGAGGGGGUGAGGGAAAAGAUAC